Molecule: messenger RNA, 760 nt
Organism: Notodromas monacha
Lineage: Eukaryota; Metazoa; Arthropoda; Ostracoda; Podocopida; Cyprididae
Source: the annotation of a GenBank genome assembly
AUCUUCGCCCAACGCGACCCGCCAUCGGAUCGAUCAGGGAAUAAUCCCCUGACGAACCAACAACGCAUCGACGAUGCUCGACAGCGUCGAAUCGAUCAGAGACUGAAUCAGGACCAACAACGGUCGAGUCCCGACCUUAUUCCGAAAAAGUCUGACGCCUCUGCCGCUGCAGGGAAUCCUCAGGACUCUUAUUCCCUCACCGGACAACGAGGAGGAUGGGGCAACCGUUACGAUGAUACGCAAAGGAAUCGUUUCCCUGGUGGGAAUGCGUAUGGCAACAGAGACUUCCAGCAAGACUACUUGGGCCCAGAUGGUGCUCCUAUCGGGGACUUUGCCCAUGAUUACACCCAUCUCGACCGGGAUCCAGCCCCGGAGCCCUUCAACGAGGAUAACGAGCUGUGGGAGCCUUCUUCCAUCCGAGAAUCGGAUGGUGAAGAAAGAUCGGAAGUCAUAUCCCACGGUUGGUCGCAUCUCCCGUAUGUCCCAGACAGCGCCAGUGUGAACAAGGGCAUGUCUCUGGCAAUUUUCAUGACAGGCAUUUUUGCUUGUCAUUUCUUUUUUAUUUGAACAAAUGAGAGCAAGCUUCAGUCAAAAUAAUCAUGUACAACUUAACGCGGUGAGCUUACUUGUUUCAGCGUGUCAGCAUCCGUUUGAACGCAUUUUUUUUUCAGUCUUACACGAUCAUCCCUCCGAGGUUUUUGUAUCAGUUUUGAAUUGGGAUUAUGUGUUUACGGUGUUGAACAAAGCAUUUUGUUGAAAA